UCUUAGCGAAGCGGCGGCGGGAGGGGAGCCGAGGUUUGCGAGGUUGGGGGAUUACGGGACGGGGAGGGUGUGGGGGUGCCGGCCCAGGACCGGACAGAGUGUGCCGGGAUUUCUGCUCGCCGGGGGAUGCGCCUCACCUCACCAGAGCUGGGAGUUCCCCUGCUACUGGCAUUGGACGGAAAUGAAAGUGAAAGGGGAAGAGCCUUGGGUGGAGAAGAUCGCAGAGCCAUGAAGACCCUGCCUCUGCUCGUCGCUGUAGCUCUGGGCCUGGCCACCUGCGUCUUGGCGGGACCUGCGGCAAUCGAGUGCUGGUUCGUGGAAGAUGCAGGCCAGGGUGGCCUGGCCAAGAAACCCGCCACGCUGCUGCUGCGCCAGGGCCCCGGGGAACCGCCGUCCCGGCCAGACCUUGACCCCCAGCUGUACUUGAAAGUGGACGACCCCGCGGGCGCGCUGCUGGCCGCCUUCAAGCGGUACCCGGCCGGUGCACCGGCGCCGCAGUGCGAGAUGAGCCGCUUCGUCCCGUUCCCCGCCUCUGCGAACUGGGCCAAGGGUCUGAUCCCGGAGCAGAGCUGCCCGCGGGCCCUGGACGGAGACUGGCUGUUAGUCAGCGUGUCCAGCUCGAUCCUCAGCCUCUCCAGCCUGCUUCGGCCACAGCCGGAGCCUCGCCGGGAGCCCAUCCUCAUCACCAUGGCAACAGUGGUGCUGACUGUCCUUACCCACAACCCCGCUCCUCGAAUCCAACUGGGAAAAGACGCAGUGCUGGACCUGAGCUUUGCCUACAUGCCCCCUACCCUUGAAGAUGCUACCUCCCUGGCCCCAGGUCCCCCUCCCUUUGGGCUGGAGUGGCGACGCCAGCACCUGGGCAAGGGCCACCUGCUCCUGGCUGUGACUCCUGGGCUGGUCGGGCAGAUGCCACCAGCCCAAGAGAGGUCUGUGACAUUUGCUGCUUGGGAUGACAAUGAGCCCUGGGGCCCCUGGACUGGCAAUGGAACCUUUUUGCUGCCUGCAGUGCGGCCCUUUCAAGAGGGCAUCUACCUGGCCACCGUACAUCUGCCAUACUUGCAAGGGCAGGUCUCCCUGGAGCUCACUGUGCACAAGCCCCCCAAAGUGUCUCUAACACCAGGACCCCUUGUGUGGGCUGUUCCGGGAGAGGCACCCCCAGAGCUGCUCUGUCGUGUGUCUCAUUUCUACCCUCCGGAGGGUCUGGAGGUGGAGUGGGAGCUCCGAGGUGGCCCAGAUGGUGGUUCUAGGAGGGCGGAAGGACAGAAGUGGCUCUCCACCCUCCACCACCAUUCGGACGGCUCUGUCAGCCUCUUUGGGCACCUGCAGCCAACCCCAGUUACUGCUGAACAGCAUGGAGCACGCUAUGCCUGCCGUGUCCACCACCCCAGCCUGCCAGCAUCGGGGCGCAGUGCUGAAGUCACCCUGGAGGUGGCAGGCCUCUCCGGGCCCUCAAUUGAGGAUGGCAUAGGCCUGUUCCUGUCUGCCUUUCUCCUCCUUGGACUCAUCAAGGUGCUAGGCUGGAUGGCUGCCUACCUGACCAUUCCCAAAAACUCAAAGAAGAAGCUGAUGGCUGAGGGCCUGGCCACCCAAGAGGAUUCAGAGAAGAAAGCACAGUGAAGGCACUCACCAGCAUUCUGUGGCCGCCACUGUGAUCUUUGUUCCAAAUGACUGCAGGAACACCCCAAACAGCACCUUUCUCAUCUUCUCCCACUCCCUCCAUUGAGGGGCUGGGGUUAUUAUUUUUUUUAAGCCAAAUCUGGCACUCUGAAAGCUCUCAGGCAAUGGCUCUCAAGACCGUUUAAAAAUUAUCAUAAAGCCCAAAGAGUUUUUUGUUAUGUAGAUUUCAGCUACUCGUAUUUAUUUUACUAAAGUUGAAAAAGGGAAAAAAGCUGGGGGAAGGGUGUGAACGCCAUUAAUCCCGGGAGGUAGAGGCAGGUGUAUCUCUGAGUUCCAGGCCAGCCAGAGUUACACAGUGAGACCUUUUCUAAAACAAAAAGUAAAACAAGAAGAGGGAAAAAAAUAACACAAGCACACUGUGCUCACUGAGGGCUCAGGGUCAAUGCACACCACUGGGUUUCUGGGCUGCUCCACUGCAUACUUUUGAAUGACUAACGGAGAAGGAACGAGGUACCAUCUUCAAGUCUUGGGGACCCCUGGGACAGAGCACACGUUGAGAGCCGGUGCUCAGGAGCUAAACCUUGCCCCAGCCUCCUUGUCUCCCAGAGUGGACUCCAGCCCUAUCUGGCGCCCAGCCCUCCUCUCAAACGCCAGCCAUUCCUUUUCUCCAGUGAACCAAUCGCUCCGUUCCCUCUGCCUGGUCCGCCCUUGCCCUCCCCCUUAAAUGUGCAAAUCGUCCAUCUCCCCUCCCUGGCCGGAACCAUCUAGUGUGCUCUCCACUGUUCCCCGCCGGGUGGCUUGGAGGAACGAAGCGGCGGCGGCGGCGCUUACGGCCUACCCUGUGCCAAUAAAGUGAUUCUGAAUCUC
Messenger RNA from Nannospalax galili (Upper Galilee mountains blind mole rat), 2487 nucleotides. It is a transcript of the gene Tapbp, whose product is annotated as TAP binding protein. The record is from RefSeq and is a predicted model, not a curated record. The coding region runs from base 127 to 1620 and encodes 497 amino acids. The transcript has 8 exons. NCBI's taxonomy places the organism in Eukaryota, Metazoa, Chordata, Mammalia, Rodentia, Spalacidae. Gene Ontology annotation, biological process: antigen processing and presentation of endogenous peptide antigen via MHC class I. Gene Ontology annotation, cellular component: membrane.